GCUAAUUUGGUCUCUGACAUCGUUGGGACGGGCUGCAACGUGCCAGUUGAUCGUUGGAUGUCCUGCGCCUUGUUUUGGCCUUGGCCGGGUGCCUCGCUUCGUGUUGGUACAUAUGGUACCUAAUAUAGACCUCCGAAGGAACAGAGCCAUGGCGAUGGCUUGUAGGCUCCAACGGUAAUCCGGGAGCUAUGGAUGCUCGAGUGCCAUAUGCAGUAUCAGCAACCUCCACCCCUGCAGCCCUGCUGACCCACGCCCUGCGCCUCUCCAACCACGUAUCUGGCGUGCAGCCUAUCUCGCGCUACCAUCAUGCCACCGCCAUCACCGCUAUCACCACUACUACAACCUCACUCGCCGCUUCUAUGGUAGCUCCCGCGCCCGCGCCCCGCCCCGUCCGCCGCCGCUCGCUCUCCCGCCGCCGCGCACGAACCGAUAGUAACGUCUUGGACCACCUCGACGACGAUCUCCCGCGAUCACUGCGUCGCCAACCAGGCAACCAACCGCACGAUCGACCGCAUCAAGUCGCCCGCCAUGGCCAUAGUAGUAGUAGCGGCGGCUACUUCGAGCACCGGCCCACAGCCGCAGUUACGGUAGCCGCGCCGGCACCUGCGCCGGCACCUGCGCCCGCCCCGCCAGAGGAACCUGCACUAGCCGCAGCCGGCGGACUCCUCUCGUCGCUUACCGCACCGCUAUUCAAGCUAUGGGCCGGCAGCGGCGAGACGACGCCCGCUUCCAUCGUGACUCCAGUCGAAGUCGCAGCUCCAGUUCUGGCUCUGGCGCCCCCAGCUCCGCCCCAACCAGCUGCGCCCGCUUCCAAGCAGCUGCAGCGACGCAAUGAUCCCCGCCGCACCCACUCCGACAGCCAAGCGCUAACGGUAAUCUCGGCCGAGCCCCCCGAACCCGAGGCAACAGGCAUCAUGAGCUACCUCCCGGCACUCCCAAAGCUUCCCUCUAUCCUUUCCAAGCCCAAACCCGAGGCACCCCCCCAGCUGAGCCAGGAAGCACUCGACACCAUCGUGCGGUAUCUAGCGGUGCACACGGAGCACGCGAUGGACCCAUUGUCCUGCAAGCUCAAGAAGCGCUGUAAGCACGAUGCCGAGCGGCUGAUGUUGGCGAUGAGCCCUGCCGCCGUGGGGAGUCUCCAUGCGUUCCUGGUCGUGGUCAAGCGCGCGCCGGAAACGCCCAUCGGGUUCGAUCCGGCCAUGUUGAUACGGUAUACCCGCGGGGACCGCAAGGCGCUGGAUACGCUGGUCUGUGCGCUGGCUGAUGUGCUGCGGGGUCUUGCGGGAGUGCUGGAAGGGGGGUUUACAGUGCCCGGUGGAUGGGUAGGUGGUGAAGAGGAGUCACGUGUAGCUAAGUAGGAGGAUGUAGUUGUCAAUCCAUUCGUCAUUUUUAUACACACCUCAUCCAAACACGCGCACGUCCCUCCCCCCCGCACCCCGCAUUUCCACAUCUUUCAAACAUAUUUUAUUCAUGAAA
Messenger RNA from Tricharina praecox, 1476 nucleotides. RefSeq lists its product as uncharacterized. The transcript is spliced from 3 exons. Bases 189 to 1358 code for a protein of 389 amino acids. The record is from RefSeq and is a predicted model, not a curated record. NCBI's taxonomy places the organism in Eukaryota, Fungi, Ascomycota, Pezizomycetes, Pezizales, Pyronemataceae.